AGGGGCUGUGGUCCUUCUUCUUUGCUUGGUGGAGCCGGAGCUGAUGCUGCUCUUGCAGGCCCAAAGAGAGAGAGAGAGAAAGAGAGAGCGGGUGUUCCUUCCCGUUUUAGAUCACCAGAGGCCGGUGAUGACAUUAAGGGAUUUAUUUUGAACAUAUGUUGCAAACAUGGCUGUCUCUCUUAUUAUAAAAUGGGGUGGUCAAGAAUUUUUGAUAACCACCUUGUCGGAAGAGGAUACAGUGCUGGAUCUGAAGCAGUCUCUCAAAGGACUCACUGGGGUACUACCAGAGCGCCAAAAGCUUCUUGGACUUAAAGUGAAAGGCAAACCAGCAGAGAAUGAUGUAAAACUUGGAUCAUUAAAACUAAAACCUAAUACUAAAAUUAUGAUGAUGGGGACUCGUGAGGAAAGCUUGGAAGAUGUCCUUGGGCCACCUCCUGAUAAUGAAGAUGUUGUUAAUGAUUUUGAUAUUGAAGAGGAAGUUGUUGAAGUAGAGAACAGGGAAGAAAAUCUACUAAAAAUAUCCCGUAGAGUUAAGGAGUACAAAGUGGAAAUAUUGAAUCCGCCACGAGAAGGGAAGAAAUUGUUGGUUCUGGAUGUUGAUUACACACUAUUUGACCACAGGUCAUGUGCAGAAACUGGGGUUGAGCUGAUGAGGCCAUACCUUCAUGAGUUCCUGACAUCUGCUUAUGAAGAUUAUGACAUAGUUAUUUGGUCUGCUACUAAUAUGAAGUGGAUUGAAGCUAAAAUGAAAGAGCUGGGAGUGAGCACCAAUGCAAACUACAAGAUCACCUUUAUGUUGGACAGUGCUGCCAUGAUAACUGUGCAUACUCCAAGACGAGGAUUAAUUGAUGUGAAACCUCUUGGGGUCAUAUGGGGCAAAUUUUCAGAAUACUACAACAAGAAAAAUACUAUUAUGUUUGAUGACAUUGGACGGAAUUUUCUGAUGAACCCCCAAAAUGGACUAAAGAUAAAACCCUUCAUGAAAGCACAUUUAAACAGAGAUAAAGAUAAAGAGCUUUUAAAACUUACUCAGUAUCUCAAGGAAAUAGCAAAAUUAGAUAACUUUUUGGAGCUGAACCACAAACAUUGGGAAAGGUACCUUUCAAAGAAGCAAGGACAAUAGCUUUAAUUUGUGACAUGGAAACCAAACAGAACAUAGAGACCCUCUGACCUCUCCUCUUGUCUAAUCUAGAAUAAAGUAGUGCUGGACACUGACUUAAAGAGCAGAACGACUGCUUAUACCUGGUCUUCCCUUUGGUUUGCUCUAGUUCUGCGUGUAUCUCUCUCUCUCUCUCUCUCUCUCUCCCUCUCUCUCCUUCCCCCUCUUUUUUGAAGACCAGCACUGACAGCAGAAUGGAAGACUGGCUCGUCUUUCUUGCAUUUAUUUCGGAUGUUAUCAUUUAGAACCAUGUCACUUUUACUGCUUCUGUAGUAUUCUCCAAGUUUUAAGAGGCCAUGUUUUUCUGAAACGGAGGAGGGGGAUGGAACAAAUGUCAGACCAAAAAGAAAAAGAAAAGAAAAAAACACUUCCAAACAGAGAUGUUUAUUUUGAAGCUACUUUUGGCAUUCUCCGUUCUUGGAACAAUUUCCUUUUCCUGUUAUGGUAUUUAAAUCUAUGAAUUAUAAGCUGUCUAAUUAUGUAUUAAUAUGUGAAGUUGUUUCCUUUGUGCAAGACAGUUUUAAGGAAGGCAAACACCACUAGAGGGCAAAGGUGCCUUUAUGUGUAGAUCUCGUCUGUGAAACUGUUAGGAGAGGAGGAAGAAUAAUAAAAAAAAAACUUUAAUGUCUGGUUGAAAAGUAUUCUUUUCUUCUUAAUAAAAAAUAUUUCUAACCAGAGGAAAAGUUUAUCCCUGAAGAGAGCUAAAGACUGAAAGAGCUCAAAGCACGAAAUUAGUUAUACUUUGUCAGGAUACAAGCUCCCUUGAUCGCAGUACUCAGCCACAGCUGUUCUAAAGUAUCACGCAACUUUAACCUACACUGUGAAAGUGUGAUGUGCUUACUGUCUUGCAUUGCUGGCAGUCCCUCAUCAUCCCAUUCUUGCAUUUGAAAGGCAGCCUUUCAAAUCCAGGUAGUUUGUAUUGUUCUUAAGGAACUAUAGAGGCUGCGCCAAGAAUAAUAAAAAAAAUGCUGUUUCUUAAAAAC
Pogona vitticeps (central bearded dragon) is the source of this 2142-nucleotide messenger RNA. The record is from RefSeq and is a predicted model, not a curated record. Lineage: Eukaryota; Metazoa; Chordata; Lepidosauria; Squamata; Agamidae.